GGUGUUGAGGGGCACGACAUACCCGACUAGGACCCGUAGCCGUCCACUCUAUUAGCUCUAACAUGAGCUGUCCAAGACCUUGAACAUCCUGCGCUUUGCGGUGUCUUCGUGUGGCUGAACGCGACCAGUCAGUAUGACUGAAGAGGAGGAGCCGUCGUAUAUCGACUACGACUCAUUCCUCGGUCCCUCAUUCUCGGCGACAGCUUUCGCCAAUACCCUUGUUCUAGCCACGAAUAAUCCUUCUGACACACCACUCGACCUUUCAACUCCCCUCUCCCGAGUUCUCUUCGACGUACAAGAGAUAGACACCCAUAUCGACACGUUAACGACAAAAUUUGCGCUUCCACUUCUGCAGCACACGCGAGAACAUGCCGAGUCAAGCGGACGUAUAUUACACGAAGUGGAAGGUCAGGUAGCGAGCCUGACACAAUCAUAUAAAACACUCGAGAUAGAAGUGACCGAGCGUUACGAGUCGGCAGAGGAAGUGCGCAUCACCGCAGAGAGACUAUGUGAAGCUGUCAAGAUGGGCCGGGGUGUAGCUCGUAGCCUUAUGCUUGGACGACAGCUCGAAGUCCAAAUGUCAGAGUUUCAAGGUCUACCAACAAGGCGAGAAGAUCACAGGGCUAUGGUGCGGGCUGCAAACACGCUGCUCUCCCUCCGAUACAUAUUCCAAGCAAACAUGCCAGGGGGAGAAGGAGAGGGCCUGGACAGAGUGACUGCCAUCAGUACCCUCAAGAUGGAUCUAGUGCGUAUAGCAGAGAACAAAAUUGUGAUGCGUUCGACAGAGAUCGUAAGAGCUUUUUCAAUGUCUUCCCUGUUGGCAUCUACUGCAUCUCAAGACGGAACAUCGGCCUCCAAUUUUUCUCAAACCGAAGAUACUAAGUCGCGAGCAACUUCAGCUCUAAUCUGCCUCUACCUGUUGUCUCCAACCACCUCGGCGACUACCGUCGCGACGUUUGAACCAACACUGCUAGUAAGCGCUCUUGAAGACUUCAUCCAAACAGGUUUGAAGUCAUCCCUGGCCUCCAUUGCGAGAGCUCUAGCGACUCUCCCUACUCUUGACCGGACACUACUUGAAGUUUCUGCGCGCUGUCAAAAUAUCGUUGCCCUUGAAGCUUUACUUGCAUCCAUAAGGCCACCACGACAUCCUCUGUUAGAGAUCGUGCAGGACUCGAAAGAAUCUCCAGUUCCCAAUUUUCUAGACUCGCUUCUUCAUAGCUUGGAUACUUCGUCUCUUCCUUCGUUCUUUUGGAGGUCUCUGGCCUCCAGCCUCUCUCCUCGCGUACAGGAGAUCAUGCACCGAGGGGGUGUAUCCGCCCGAACGUUACGCUCAAAUAGAGACAGGGUCAAGGAUUCUAUACGGGAGUGCGUCAAUCGUGGAUCUCAACUUCCAGCCAGUAGCCUCAGCAAAAAUAAUGUGGCACCUUCUGGAAGCUGGGAGCGUGAGGCAGCCGUCAUGGUCGGUUCCGUUAUGGGCGUUCUCGGAAGGUAAACGUGACUCUUG
This is a messenger RNA of Pseudovirgaria hyperparasitica, 1504 nucleotides long. RefSeq lists its product as uncharacterized. The transcript has a single exon. Lineage: Eukaryota; Fungi; Ascomycota; Dothideomycetes; Acrospermales; Acrospermaceae. Bases 134 to 1492 code for a protein of 452 amino acids. Gene Ontology annotation, biological process: intra-Golgi vesicle-mediated transport. The record is from RefSeq and is a predicted model, not a curated record. Gene Ontology annotation, cellular component: COG complex.